UACUCAUCAAAAAUGGAGCCCAUCUCACACCUUGUAAAAGUUAGCUUGCCGAAUUAUUUGUCGAAUUUGCCGAUUCCAGAAUCAAUCGGAGGAUGGUUCCGCCUGGGAUUCAAAGAUUGGCUCCGACUCGUUCCUUUCGGUGCUGCCGUCGGUGGUCUCGGCUACAUGUCCUACAGAGCUUUUUGCCCAAAGGGUCGCUGUCAGGGUAAAGUAAACCCAGGCAUUAAGAAAGACUCCGCAAAAGUGGUGGACAGUGUCGAUAUUGAGGAUAUUAAUGAGAAGGCCGCCUUUUGCCGGUGCUGGAGAAGCAAGAAGUUCCCCUACUGUGAUGGUAGCCACGGGGCAAUGAAUAAGGAACUUGGAGACAACGUUGGUCCUCUCAUUGUGAAGCAUAAGUAGUAACUUCCUUGCGGCGUUUGAGACACCUUUUCUAACCUUUAGAGCCGCAGAGAAAGAGUUGGUUGUGCAACAUUUAGCAAGUCAGCAGAGCACAGCAUUUUCCCCCCACUUCCGUUGUACAAAAGUGCGCCUCUCUUAUUAAAUUUAAAAAUGCAUCAUUGGCCAUUGCAAUUUUUUUCAGGCAGUUUUGCCAAAUAGAAGCAAUAUUUUUCCAGUGCUGUAGUAAAUUGCUCACUUUUCAUACUUUCCCCCGCAGUAGUAGUAUUUCUUUGUUAAAGAGGUGAAGGAUUUUGUUUCACAGUUUCAAGUUUAUUUGAUUGGUUCGUAUAAGUUAAAGAUUUACAAAAUUUUUGGUGCAUUAGUGAUUAAGUCGAGGUAACGAUGACUUUUCCAUCACAACUGUAACAAGACAGGAGUAGAAACAUUAUUGUUUAAUGUAUCAAAUGCUGUUAAAAAAAUAAAUUGUUACUCAGAAAAAGUUAACCAAC
Messenger RNA from Neocloeon triangulifer, 887 nucleotides. RefSeq names its product CDGSH iron-sulfur domain-containing protein 2 homolog (gene Cisd2). The record is from RefSeq and is a predicted model, not a curated record. NCBI's taxonomy places the organism in Eukaryota, Metazoa, Arthropoda, Insecta, Ephemeroptera, Baetidae. The transcript has 4 exons. Gene Ontology annotation, biological process: regulation of autophagy. Gene Ontology annotation, cellular component: intracellular membrane-bounded organelle; mitochondrial outer membrane. Gene Ontology annotation, molecular function: 2 iron, 2 sulfur cluster binding. The coding region runs from base 13 to 399 and encodes 128 amino acids.